CUACCGAGUUCCAAACUCCCUCUGGAAGCAGCGUCAGCACAAGAACUGUUCAUCGGGAGCUUCAUGAAAUGGGUUUCCAUGGCCAAGCAGCCGCACACAAGCCUAAAAUCCCCAUGCGCAAUGCCAAGAGUCAGCUGGAGUGGCGUAAAGCUCGCCACCAUUGGACUCUGAAGCAGAGGAAACGCUUUAUUUGGAGUGAUGAAUCAUGCUUCACCAUCUGGUAGUCCGACGGACAUAUCUGGGUUUGGCAGAUGCCAGUAGAAUGCUACCUGCCCCAAUGCAUUGUGCCAACUGUAAAGUUUGGUGGAGGACAAAUAAUGGCCUCGGGCUGUUUUCAUGGUGCGGUCCAUGCCCCUUAGCUCCAGUGAAGUGAAAGCUUAACGCUACAGCAUACAAUGACAUUCUAGAUGAUUCUGUGCAUCCAACUUUGUGGAAACAGUUUGGGGACGGCCCAAAACCGGUCAUGCAGUGUAUAUUGAGUACAAACCAGUAGCCUCUAAUGUUAAUGAACGGAAUACAUAGUCAGUGGUGGAACUGAAUGCAUUCAACCAAAAUCUGUCUUCUACAUUAAACCCUAUUUCACAGAUUUUUCCACUUUGGCUGUUUGGUUAAUCAAACCAGCAACUUUUCAGUUACUGUCUCAACGGUUUUACACUCUAGGCUACCUGUCGCUCAUAAUACAUGCAUUCAGCAUGCUUGUGAGUUAAUGAAGAAUAUGUCAGCGAAUGUGUUUUUAACUCAUAUAAAGGUAAGUACCCUUUUCUCAGCAGAUGUUGCGUAUUGGGGAAAUGACUUCAUCUAUCAGACCACAGAGGGGUUUAAAAAAAGAUAGAGGAUAUUGCAAGUGUAUCUCUAUCCAAUGCAAGGCAUUUGAAAUAUUAUUCACAUGUACUUGUUACAAACAGCCAACCUUGAAAUAUGUACACAUUUUCUUGUAUAAAUCUUUCUUACGGUAAAAUAAAACUGCAUGUAAAUACAAAAGGCAUGGGUAUUGCAGUGUGUGUUGGGAUUGCAGUCUGUGGCUCAGUUGUUUGAGUAUGGUGCUUGCAAAGCCUGGGUUGUGGGUUUGAUUCCCACGGGGGACCAAUACAGGAAAAAGUUGUAAAAAAUGCAUUGACUCACUACUGUAAGUUUCUCUGAAUAAGAAUAUCUGCUUAAUGACUUAAAUGUCAACCAAGUUGGUUUGAUGGGUUGGUUGAUUAUGGUCUAUAUACAGUAUGGCUGGGCGGUAUACAGUACAAAGGGACUUCCUGGAUUGCAGCACCAAGUUAGAGAGAGUAACAGAAUGGGGACAUGAAGUGACAGUUCCCACCCAUCAGAGAGACACAGGGCUCCUGAUCAACAGGAGGAGAGAGCACACAGAGAGACCAGAAGACACAGACAGAGACAGUGACAAGAAGAGAAAGAGGAAAGAGACCCCGGUACUGUGAUUGAUUCAUCAAGGCAGUGGAAACAGGAUGUGGGUCCUCAUCUCGGCAGCUCUACUUCUCUCUCUGACAGAGAGAGCCACAUGCGAUAAACUGGCAGCACCACCAACAGCAUCAUCCUGGACCAUCACCUUCAGUCCAGCAGAAAUAACAGCAGAGAAGGGACUAUGUGCUGUUAUUUCAUGUACUUUCACUCACCCUGAUAACAUCAAGCCUACCCCUGCAGUAUGGUUCAAGUGCCCAAAGGGCAAAUGUGAUGAGGAUAAAAUCAUAAUUUUCCACUCCAAUAAACCCUCUAAAGCUCAGGAGGGUUAUAAACAGAGAGUGUCUCUACUGGAGACUGAUCUGACAAAGAAGAACUGUAGUGUGAUCAUCAACGACAUCAGCGAGAAUGAUGCUGGAGAGUAUCAAUUCAGACUUCCAGGUUCAAAUACAUCCCAGAAGAAAGUGAAAAUCACAGUGAGCGCUCUGACCCAGAAGCCCUCAGUGUUGACUCCUCCUCUGACAGAGGGAAAACCAGCUACUCUGACCUGCACCGCCCCGGGGAUGUGCUCUGGAACUCCUCCUAACAUCACAUGGACAUGGAGAGGAACAGGAGACAACAUCACUGAGCUCAGAGACAACAUCACCAUACAGGAGAGAGAGGACCUGACCACUAUGACAACAACCCACUUCUCAACGUUGACCUUUACCCCCUCAGCUGAACACCACAACAUGAUGGUUACGUGUCAAGUAACCUUCCAGAAAAAAUUUCAAAUUGAAGAGACAGUAACUUUGAAUGUGGCAUAUGUGAAAGACCCCCAAAUAACUGGAAAUGAAAUGGUGAAGGAGGAUGGUACCCUGGAUCUGACCUGCAGUGUUGACAGUUACCCUCCAUCUGACAUCACUUGGAGUAAGAACGGGACAAGUGCCCCACUUCAGAAUUACACUGAAAAUGCCACUCUCACCAUCUCCAAUGUGACAAGACAACAUGCUGGGGAGUAUGUGUGUACAGUUCAACACCUCAACAGGACUAUGACAGCUUCCACUGUUGUCACUGUGAUGUACCUUCCUGUGAUUCUUCCUGGCUCUGGGUGUGUGGACCAGGCAGAGGUCAUGACCUGUGUGUGUGUCAGUCAGGGGUUUCCCUCACCCCACAUAGUGUGGCCACUGCUGGAGCUCAACACAGAGAGGUGCAGCCUCACUACGUCAGUGUUGUGUUCCUCAGUGAACAGCACCAUCAGUCUGCCUGUUGGACACCACAACAACACCACUGUGGAGUGUGUCAGCAGCAAUGUGGUGGGUGUAGUGAGAGAGAAGCUGCAGGUCACACAAAAUAAGAGCCAAGAAAAGCAAAGAGGAUGUGGGAAUGCAGUUCUCCCCUGGACCAUAGCUGGUAUGUCUCUCAGUGUGACUGUAGCCCUUCUCAUCUACCUGUCUACAAAUGCUUACAUACGGAUGCAAGGUAAGAAUGUGAAACCAAAAGAAGAGGAGAGUACCUACAUCUCAUUGGAUAAAAAAUACACGUCUCAGGAAGAGUAUGAGGUCAUUGCCAGGCGUCCAAGAUGAUUGAGCACCCCUCCACCCACCCACCCACCCACUCCUAAGCUUAUGCUGAGAGUUUUCAGUAGACUGAGAUCAUUUUCAUGUAAAAUAAUUCACACGUAUUGUCUUAAUAAAGUUUCUGAUUUGUAUGCAUAAAAUGAAAAAGUUAUUAAGCACAUUUUUUUUAUAAUAAAAAUGAUUAUGUAUUUCAUGGAAAAGCACAAGUAUUAUACGUUUUAAAAAAUCACAUACUUUUUUCAAUUUUUACUUUAGAUAGACUAUGUGAAUCAAACAUGGAGAUAUAAUGAUUCUUUGCACUCUGCACUAUCAUCCUGAAAUUGUACAUUUGCUCAUUGCACUUUGUGCAUUGCUGUAGAUUCCUUCACCUGCCAAUUCUUUUCUUCAAUAUAUAUAUAUUUCCAUUCCAUAUUGUGGUAAAAAAAAGAUGUGUGAUGUAGUUACUGUAAACAAUGAAGAGGUGGCAUGAGAUUAACUGUUAAUUAAGUAAUGGAGAAACUGUAUGAAAUAAUAUAUACUGUCGUGGCCAAAAUGUUGGCAUCCUUGCACUUUUUUCAAGUAACUCACAAUUUUCCCUAAAAAUAAGUUGAAAUUGAAUAAAGUAUUUGGUCUCCACAGUU
This is a messenger RNA of Oncorhynchus kisutch (coho salmon), 3589 nucleotides long. Its product is annotated as sialic acid-binding Ig-like lectin 14. NCBI's taxonomy places the organism in Eukaryota, Metazoa, Chordata, Actinopteri, Salmoniformes, Salmonidae. Gene Ontology annotation, biological process: cell adhesion. The record is from RefSeq and is a predicted model, not a curated record. Gene Ontology annotation, cellular component: plasma membrane. The transcript has 8 exons. Bases 1458 to 2975 code for a protein of 505 amino acids. Gene Ontology annotation, molecular function: sialic acid binding.